This is a messenger RNA of Eublepharis macularius, 3635 nucleotides long. RefSeq names its product uncoupling protein 2 (gene UCP2). NCBI's taxonomy places the organism in Eukaryota, Metazoa, Chordata, Lepidosauria, Squamata, Eublepharidae. The transcript has 8 exons. The record is from RefSeq and is a predicted model, not a curated record. The coding region runs from base 367 to 1293 and encodes 308 amino acids. Gene Ontology annotation, cellular component: mitochondrial membrane. Gene Ontology annotation, molecular function: oxidative phosphorylation uncoupler activity. Gene Ontology annotation, biological process: adaptive thermogenesis; response to cold; mitochondrial transmembrane transport.
CCUCCGCUGCGCGCUCAUCUCCACCGCCGCUUGCGCCCUGUGGUCUCGCCGCGCUCCUCCGCUUCCCUCUGCGGGCUUUUGCUUCUCCUCCUCGGGAUCAGGAUAAGUAUUAUGAUUAUUAAGUGUCGUCUUUCAGCCUGUCUUUCUAUGGCAAGUAAAGGGAGUCGGAUUGCGGUGGCGUUGAACAAAUUUGAUGAACGGGAUACUUUUAGAGAAUCCUGAUCAAACUGCCAGCAUCCUGACGUACUUGAAUAAGACAGGGGCAGAGUUCAUCCGUCUUGACCUUUUCGCUACAUCUGGCUCCAGGGGUUUUCCUUGCUGCUCUUUGGCCCUCCAUCUCCACAAAACCAGUGCCGAGUUAAGAAAAUGGUUGGAUUCAAGCCCACCGAUGUCCCUCCGACCGCCACAGUCAAGUUCCUUGGGGCUGGAACAGCGGCCUGCAUUGCAGACCUGGUCACCUUCCCGCUGGAUACAGCAAAAGUCAGGCUGCAGAUCCAAGGAGAAAGCAAGCUGGCCGUCGCAGCGAAGUCGGCUCAGUACAAGGGCGUCUUUGGCACCAUCGCCACCAUGGUGAAGAACGAGGGGCCCAAGAGCCUCUACAACGGGCUGGUGGCCGGCCUCCAGCGCCAGAUGAGUUUUGCCUCUGUCCGCAUCGGGCUGUAUGACUCAGUGAAGCAGUUCUACACCAAGGGCUCUGAGCAUGCUGGUAUUGGCAGCCGCCUCCUUGCUGGCUGCACCACAGGGGCUAUGGCUGUCGCUGUGGCCCAGCCCACGGAUGUGGUCAAAGUGAGGUUCCAGGCACAAGCCCGAACGGAAGGCGGCAAGCGGUACCAGGGGACGUUGGAUGCCUACAAGACCAUUGCGCGGGAGGAAGGUGUCCGAGGCCUCUGGAAAGGAACAUCCCCUAAUAUAACUCGCAAUGCCCUCGUGAACUGUGCGGAGUUGGUGACCUAUGAUCUGAUCAAGGAUGCUCUUCUGAAAUACAACCUCAUGACUGAUAAUCUCCCCUGCCACUUUACCUCCGCAUUUGGCGCCGGGUUCUGCACCACCGUCAUUGCUUCCCCCGUUGAUGUAGUGAAGACGAGAUACAUGAACUCUGCCCCUGGUCAAUACGGAAGUGCCGUAAACUGUGCCCUCACCAUGCUCCGCAAGGAGGGGCCGUUGGCCUUCUACAAAGGCUUUACUCCCUCGUUUUUGCGGCUGGGAUCCUGGAACGUGGUGAUGUUCGUGACCUACGAGCAGCUGAAACGGGCCAUGAUGGCAGCCCGCGGCUCUUGGGAGGCCCCCUUCUGAGCCAGCGGACGGGUGCAGUUUACAGAUCCUCGUGCACAAAAGAAAAUCCACUGCUUGGAGUUUUUCCUGCCUCUCUACCUCUCCGUUGAAUCUCCUCCUUUAGUCUUCGUGCCUUUUUAAUUUAUUACGUAACGUUUUGUGGCUUCGUCUUGCUUGUUAGUUGGUCUUGGGUGUCCAACCUAACCUUGAACUCUUCCUUUGUGCCAGGUGAUAUGGAGAUGGGACCAUCGCUUUGAGCAGGAAUUUUUGGCUGCUUUUUUAAGUGAUUUUUUAAUAAAAUAUUGCUGUCUGUUUUGCCACGCUCCCCUCCCCCCCUCCUCAAUAUAAUGUUCCCAUUCAGGAAUCAGAUCUUAGAAUUUUAGGCCUUUGGGGUUACCUGCCGUGUUCCUGUUCUGUUUGUUAAUGGAGGCCAGGUGAUAGUCAUAUAAGAUUUUUUCUUUUUAGGAGCUGUUGAAAUCUUGACUUAGUAUUGGUGUCUCCUCCACCUGACCGGGUUAUGCUUUAAAUCAUACCCCUUCAUCCUGCUAUAGUUCAUGUUUUACAUACAGGUCAAGGUUUGCCCUUAAAGACUACAUCGUAUGACCUGAACCACAAUCCAAAGACCAGAGUAACUGACAAUUUGGGGGUGGGGACAGUCAUGGUUUAAGUGACCCACCUCUUUGUUUUCUAGCAUCACUCCCCUCUUUCUCUAAAGCUAUUGCAGUAAGUCUGUGAUAAAUUUGUAACUUGGAUUUACUGCGUGAUUGAUCCAACCUAUGUGUCAUUGAGCUCAGGAGCAUUCAAUUUUUGCCUUCCUUGAAGGAAAAACAGCUUUGUGGCUUUUUUUUUUAAAGCACUAUUUUUAGUAGGGUUACGUGCAGAGGGCAUUAUCAAAUUUCAUUAGGAUUUUCUAGUAUAAAAAUUGCCUAUUGCAAAUCAGUGUGAAGUUCUCAUAUCACAACUCUCUUAAUCUAACUUUAAGGGAGAACAGAGGCGUCCCACGUGGUUGCUGGCCUGAGCUAGGGACUUAACUUCAACCCACCUUGGAUAGCAUGUGUGAAAAUUUAGGAGGCAUUGUUCUAAAAUGUUGGGGAACUAACAGUGCAGUCCUGCACAGAUGUAUUCCAGUCUAAACAAUCAAUUUUAAUGGGUUCAGACUGGAGUAACUCUGUAUAGGAUUGCACGGUAAGCAAAGAAUCUUUGGCCGAAAGCUUUUCAUUAUAGAUUUAAGUGAUAUGAAAGAAGUAUAGACCCCAGUGUCUCUUGUCCCGAGUAGAUAAGUUUGUUUCAGAAACCACGCGGUGGGACAGGUCUGUGUCCGUAUAGACUGGGGAGUGAUGUACAUCUAAGAUGAUGACCUUCAUUUGUCAAGCUGUUGUCUGCCUCCAAGUUUUAGCACUGUCAGAGCCGAGAUCUUCAGUAAUUCCUCACCGAUCAGCCCUAUUGAGGCUCCACCUUGCCGUGGUGUGGCUACCCCAGCAAAUCAGGGUACCCCCUUUAAACUAACCACAGAACUCUGGCUUAUGCCAAAUGAAGCAGCCCAUCUGUCUUCCUUCAUGUAAACAUCUGGGUUGCAAGAAAAGUUCUGGUGAUUGGUUCCUAAGAUACUCGUGUAACCUAUCCACAUCUUCAGCAAUGGAAAUGUUUGACUUGAAAAGGUGUGGGGUGGUGAUGGUAGCGGUAAACACUUCAGGGGUACACUGAGCAGGGAUGUAAGUUAGGACAUGCAAGUCAAGGUGGAAUCUUACUGUAGGCUUCCUACCUCUUUGGCAACAGGAGGUGGCUUUGGGUAACUUGUGAAUGAGCCGUAUGCCAGAGUAGGGACUCCUAUAAUAUCAGGCAUCGUUUUCUCUUGGUCAUGUAUAUUAGAUGCGCUUUCUUUGACAUGGCAGUGGGCAGAAGUGUCCUUAUGCGAACGUCCUCAGUUAAGUUUGCCAAAUUGCAGUAAGCACUUCGUGUUUGAGCUCCAGGGGAUGCAGUUAGCUGCUCCCCCUGCUCCCCCACCAUAAGACCAAAUUAAUUCCAUUUUUGGUAGUUGGAGGUGUGGUGGAAGCCGUCUUUUGCUGCAGGUGUAUAAAAACAGCUUUUUGAGUUGCAGUCUUGCGGUCAUCGUGAUCCUUAGGGUAGACAGCCCUACUAAUUUUUUGGUCUGGAAGCAACGAUGAACACAAUUUCUGCAGGACUCAACCAGAUAUUAGUUCCUGGCCCCUUUUAUAUUAACUUCAGAAGAAACAUUGUACCUCUAGGCCUAGCAAGCGAGUGUCCUGUGAAGUCAUGGUUGCAAACUUGUAAUGAAUCUGUUUUAAAAUGUCAACGUCUAUGUUUGUGCAUGUCUUUUAAAAUAAAGCUAUAGUAGGAAGCAA